AUGUCCGGCGACGGCCCCGAGUCUAUCCCCACGUCGGCCGACCGCCGCUCUAAGCGGCCGGUCAAGAAGCGCGCCCUGACGCCUGUCUCGGCCCAAGCCGCCACCGUCGACGCCCUCUUUGCCAAGCCGGACCAGGAGAUUCGCAUCCCGGCCCUGACGAUCACCGGUGACGGCGCCGCCCUGGUUGCCCGCCGUGCUGCCGCGCCGCCUGAGAUUAUCUCCAAUGUUCAGGGCUCUAGCUCCGGUGCCGGCAGUGGCGAGUUCCACGUCUACAAGGCCAGCCGCCGCCGCGAGUACGCGCGCCUGCGCCAGCUCGACGACGAGGCCCGCCACGAUCGCGACAAGACCGAGUUCGAGUCCGCCCGGACUGACCGUGAGGCCCGCGAUGACGACAAGACCAAGCGCAAUCGCGAGAAGCGCGAAAAGGCCAGGGCGCGCAAGGCCAAGGCCAAGACGGGUGCCGGCCAAGAAAAGGACAACAUCAAUGCCAACAGGCCGACACCUCCCUCGACAAACAGUCAGGCAGACGCAAAGGCUGCAGACACAGAGGCUGCAGACAAAGAGACUCCAGACGGAAAAUCAACAGAAGCACCGGAAGACCCAAAACCCAUCCCUGCAUCCACUGCCAGCAUCCCCCAGCCGCUGCCCAUCGCAGACGGACCCGGACUCCUCAUCCACGACGACGACGACGACGACUGA
This is a messenger RNA of Grosmannia clavigera kw1407, 699 nucleotides long. RefSeq names its product duf1168 domain containing protein. Bases 1 to 699 code for a protein of 232 amino acids. Lineage: Eukaryota; Fungi; Ascomycota; Sordariomycetes; Ophiostomatales; Ophiostomataceae. The record is from RefSeq and is a predicted model, not a curated record. The transcript has a single exon. Gene Ontology annotation, biological process: negative regulation of protein kinase activity. Gene Ontology annotation, cellular component: nucleolus. Gene Ontology annotation, molecular function: protein kinase inhibitor activity; protein kinase binding; double-stranded RNA binding.